UUUGUUUCAGCAAGACCAGAAGACCCCAUCACCGUAUCAGUUUCACCCAAAAAYCUYCACAUCUCAUCGGGUCAAACAGCAAGGUUUAUAUGCAAGGCUAAUAGCCAGACUUACUACACAUUGAAAUGGACCAAGGGUGAAUCAGACAAGCUKCCAGACGGCGCGGUCGAUAAAGAUGGCAUUCUUACCAUUGAAUCGGUUAAACGAAUGCACACMGGAACAUAUACAUGCACUGGGUCAAAUCAGAACAGUUUCGACCAGGUCACUGUACAGUUAAAGGUUGCAGCAAUAAUCACACCACAGGUCUCCAUUCUACCUCGAUUCCUAACAGUAAACGAAGGAGACAAUGUUUUCUUCAGAUGCCGAGCUACAGGGCUCCCGCCACCUGACCUUAUAUGGAUAGGYGGCCCUGAGGGGAAGCUACCCGAUGAUGUUCGUCUGUCAAAAGGAAAUUCAGUGUUUGAAAUCUUUAGGGUUAAAAAGAAACACGAAGGGGAGUACUACUGUGUUGCCAGGAAUGAUGGGGCGGUUGGUAGAAUGAGAACAGUCUUGAACGUGAGAGCUGUUGGCAGUGCACCGAUUGUUCAAGUAAGUCCCAAGAGUCUCGAUGUGAUGGAAGGCGAGGCAGCUGAACUACAGUGUACGGCGUCUGGUGACCCUCCGCCAACCUUUACUUGGAGUAGAGUGGAAGGAGAUAUCCCAGAAUCAUCCACAAAAAUUGAUGGCGUAUUAAGAAUUGAUUCAUUGAGCAUUAACGAUAGCGGAACUUAUGUCUGUACAGCGGCCAAUCGUUUUGGCGCAGUCGCAGAAAAUGCUGUUGUGACUGUAGAAAAAGACAGUUCCACGCCGCCGUCUGCUUCCGUGAAUCCAGACGAAAUCACACUGAAAGAAGGCCAGACCGCAACAAUAACUUGUGAAAAACUGACGAUCAUCUUACAAUUCUAG
Messenger RNA from Exaiptasia diaphana, 945 nucleotides. RefSeq names its product basement membrane-specific heparan sulfate proteoglycan core protein. The transcript is spliced from 4 exons. Gene Ontology annotation, cellular component: axon; plasma membrane. Gene Ontology annotation, molecular function: cell-cell adhesion mediator activity. NCBI's taxonomy places the organism in Eukaryota, Metazoa, Cnidaria, Anthozoa, Actiniaria, Aiptasiidae. Gene Ontology annotation, biological process: dendrite self-avoidance; axon guidance; homophilic cell-cell adhesion. The annotation marks the transcript as partial. The record is from RefSeq and is a predicted model, not a curated record.